Molecule: messenger RNA, 1662 nt
Organism: Gymnodraco acuticeps
Lineage: Eukaryota; Metazoa; Chordata; Actinopteri; Perciformes; Bathydraconidae
Product: tripartite motif-containing protein 16-like
Exons: 1
Coding region: 1-1662 (553 amino acids)
Molecular function (GO): protein binding; zinc ion binding
Source: RefSeq, a predicted model, not a curated record
AUGGCGCAGCAAGGAUUUCAGCUAGUCCAUGAAACAGGUUGUGGUUGCUGUUCGAUUUGUCUUGAUUCACUGAAGGAUCCGGUGACUAUCCCCUGUGGACACAGCUACUGCAUGAAAUGUAUUAAAAGCUUCUGGGACAAAGACGAUGAGAAGGAAGUCUACAGCUGCCCUCAGUGUAGAAAGAGCUUCACACCGAGGCCUGUCCUGGUGAAAAACACCAUGUUAGCAGAUUUAGUAGAGGAGCUGAAGAAGACUGGACUUGGAGAAGCUCCUGCUGAUCACUGCUAUGCUGGAGCUGAAGAUGUGGCCUGUGAUGUCUGCACUGGGAGAAAACGGAAAGCCUGUAAAUCCUGUCUGCAGUGUCUGGCCUCUUAUUGUGAGAAACACCUCCAGCCUCACUUUGACGCAGCUACGUUUAAAAAACACAAGCUGGUGGAGCCCUCCAAGAAGCUCCAGGAGAACAUCUGCUCUCGUCACGACGAGGUGAUGAAGAUGUUCUGCCGCACUGAUCAGCAGUUUAUCUGUUAUCUCUGCUCUGUGGACGAACACAAAGGCCACGACACAGUGUCAGCUACAGCAGAGAGGACUGAGAGGCAGAGAGAGCUGGAGGGGAGUCGACUAAACAUCCAGCAGAGAAUCCAGGACGGAGAGAAGGAGGUGAAGCUGCUUCAGCAGGAGGUGAAGGCCGUCAAUGGCUCUGCUGAUAAAGCAGUGGAGGACAGUGAGAAGACGUUCACUGAGCUGAUCCGUCUCAUGGAGAAGAGAAGCUCUGAUGUGAAGCAGCAGGUCAGAUCCCAGCAGGAGAGAGAAGUGAGUCGAGCCAAAGAGCUUCAGAAGAAGCUGGAGCAGGAGAUCUCUGAGCUGAAGAGGAGAGACGCUGAGCUGAAGCUGCUCUCUCACACAGAGGAUCACAACCAGUUCCUACAAAAUUACUCCUCGCUCUCACAACUCAGUGAAUCCACAGAAUUAUCCAAAAUCCAUCCUCUGCAGUACUUUGGCGACGUGGCAACAGCUGUGUCAGAAGUCCGAGAUAAACUACAGGAAGUUCUGAUGGAGAAGUGGUCAAAGAUUUUACAGACAGUCACUGAAGUGGAAACUUUACUUUCACAUCAACUGACGACCAGAGAGGAUUUCUUAUGGUAUGCAUGUCAUAUAACGCUGGAUCCAAAGACGGCACACCCCUGGAUGAUAUUGUCAGAGGGGAACCGUAAAGUAACCAAUAUGGAAGUCUCAGUUUCUAAAAAACACGCCGGAUUCAAUCACACUUACCAGGUCCUGAGUAAAGAGAGUCUGACUGGACGUUGUUACUGGGAGGUGAAGUGGGAUGCAAUCGUCACCAUAGCUGUUACAUACAAGGAUGUGAGCAAUUCAGGGCCCUAUCAUGAAUUUACAUUUGGAUAUAAUGACAAGUCCUGGGGGUUAGACAGUCGCUGGGAUUACGUUGGUGUCAUACAUAACAAAAAAUUAACUCGGAUUUCAGGUGACUCCUCCCUCAGAGUAGGAGUGUACCUGGAUCAUAAGGCUGGCAUUCUGUCCUUUUACGACGUGGGGGAAACCAUGAAACUCCUUCAUACUGUGCAGACCACUUUCACUCAGCCGCUCUACGCUGGAAUUUCUCUUAGAUUACCAAAAGGAGACAAUGCCACGGUGUGUCAGUUGUAG